AUGAGAAGUUUACUCCAGUGGACGGAUCAGAUCAAAGAUAAAGAUGGGAAUCAAUUGUGCGUAUAUGAUAUGGCAUUUAGUCCGGAUAGCGAUCAGCUAAUAGUUGCCGCAGACAUCAGAGUAUAUGUUUAUAAUACAAAUGAUGGUAAUCUGAUUCAAGCAUUAAAAGGACAUAAAGACAAUGUUAUUUGUGUCGCCUAUUCUAUGGACGGCAAGAGGUUUGCUUCGGGAUCUGCUGAUAAACAAGUGAUCAUUUGGACGGCAAAAAUGGAAGGAAUUCUUAAAUAUUCUCAUAAUGAAGCGAUUCGUUGUAUUGAAUAUAACCCACUGUCCCAUCAGUUGGUGAGCUGUACGGCAUCUGAUUUCGGUCUUUGGUCUCCCGAACAGAAAGCAGUGACCAAACAGAAAAUAAGUGGUCAAAUCAAUAGUUGUUGUUGGAGUAGUGAUGGACACUAUUUAGCAUUAGCACUGACAUCCGGAAUAAUAUCAAUACGCAAUCGUACUGGCGAAGAAAAAAAUAGAAUCGAGCGUUUGGGUGGACCCAUGGCUCCAAUAUGGGGCGUAUCCUUCUGUCCCCUAAAAGAAGAUGAUAUCGACAUCUUUGUAUCCGUUGAUUGGACACAAACCUUAAGUUUUUAUGAUAUUAAUGGCAAAGCUAUAGCAAAAGAAAGAAAUAUUGGAUUUGAUCCGUUAAAUGUAUCGUAUUUCUUGAGUGGAGAUUAUUUAUUGGUUAGCGGAUCCAAUAAGAAAGCACUUCUCUACACAAAAGAAGGCAUUUUUAUAGGUUGUGUUGCAGAGCAGUCUUCUUGGAUUUGGUGCUCAAAGCCAAGUCCUGACGGUUCACGAAUUGCUGUGGGCUCUCAGGACGGAACUGUAGCUCUCUAUGAAUUGUCAUUCUCUACCGUUCACUCCCUAUAUAAGGAAAGAUAUGCUUAUAGAGAGAAAAUGACUGAUGUUAUUAUACAACAUUUGAUUACAGAAGAAAAAGUUCGUAUAAAAUGUAGAGAUGUGGUCAAAAAGUUAGCCAUUUAUAGAAAUAGACUGGCCAUCCAACUUCCGGAAAGAGUAAUCAUUUAUGAGUUGACAAAAGAGUCGGAUAAUACAGAUAUGCACUACAAAGUCAAAGAGAAAAUUAAUAAUAAUCUCGAGUGCACUCUAAUAGUUGUUUGCUCUGAAAAUCUUGUUUUAUGUCAAGAAAAAAAAUUACAGUGUAUUUCAUUUAAUGGUAAUAUGGAGAGGGAAUGGGCUUUAGAGUCAUCCAUUCGAUACAUUAGAGUGACGGGGGGUCCACCACAACGUGAGGGUCUUCUCGUUGGUCUCAAGAGUGGACAAGUGGUUCAAAUAUUUAUAAACAAUCCGUUUCCUAUAAAUAUACUCAAAAUAUCAAAUCCAAUUCGAUGUCUUGAUAUAAGUAUAUUAAGAAAAAAGUUAGCAGUUGUUGAUGACAAAGGCAUGUGUUCUGUCUAUAACCUGAGGAAUAAACAAUUGUUAUAUCAAGAGUCAAAUGCUAAUUCUGUUUCAUGGAAUACACAUUUUGAUGAUAUGCUUAGUUAUUCAGGCAAUGGUUUACUAUGUAUUAAAGCAUCAGAUUUCCCACCGCAUCAACAAAACCUUCAGGGGUUUGUGGUUGGUUUUUGUGGGGCUAAAGUAUUUUGUCUUCAAUAUAAUUCAGUGACAACUGUAGAAGUGUCACAAUCUGCACCUAUGUAUCAAUACAUAGAGAAAAGCAUGUUUUUAGAGGCAUAUAAAACUGCUUGUUUGAAAGUGACUGAAUCCGAUUGGGAAAUAUUAGCUAACAGUGCUCUCGAUUGUAUGAAUCUUGAAAUUGCAAGAAAAUCACUAAUUAGACUCAAGAAUUGGCUUUUUUUGGAGUUAAUUCAGUCAUACACUCGAUCGACAACAACUCAAAGUAAAACAACUGAAUUAUCACUAAUGGGAGAUGUUAUGGCAUACAGGGGUUAUUUCGGAGAAGCGGCUAAACUGUAUAAGCAAUCAAAAGAUGAUAAUAAAGCGAUUAAAAUGUAUUCAGAUAUGGGAAUGUCUGACGCGACACAAGAAUACAUAAGCAGUGAUUCAACCAAUAAAAGCAAUUUGUUAAACAAGAGAACCGAUUGGAUACACAACUCUAACGAACCGAAAGCAGCAGUUGAGAUGUAUUUAGCUUCUGGAGAUACGGUUAAAGCAAUUGAGAUCAUUGGCCAACAUGGAUGGCUUGAUAUGAUGAUGACUGUAGUGCAGCAGUUGGAUAGGGCUGACCGUAAAGCACUGACACUCUGUGCCGACUUUCUAAUUAAAAGCAAACACUACUUGAAUGCUAUUGAAGUCUAUAAAAAAAUAGGUGACAUUCAAAACCUGGCCAUCAUUUAUAUCAAGUCAAGUCAAUGGCAAGAGGCAUUCAAACUGGCAGAUGACUACCCGCACCUCAAGCAGGACGUCUACGUUCCUUAUGCUAUAUGGUUGGCUGAAAAUGAUCGUUUUGUCGAAGCUCAACACGCCUUUCAUAAAGCAGGAAAACAGACGGAGGCAUCACAUGUAUUACAACAACUAAUGAAUAAUGCAAUUAAUGAGAAUCGUUUCAAUGAUGCCUCUUAUUAUUGCUGGAUAUUAGCCAACCAGUACUUAGAUCUUGCAAAUGAAUCACCAAACCAUGAGAUGAACCAAUUUAUUGACAAAUAUUAUGAUUUAUCAAACAAAGCAGAUAUUUAUUAUGCUUAUCAUAAUAUUUAUAGAUAUGUUGAAGAGCCAUUUACAUCGUAUUUUGCGGACGCCCUGUUCAAUAUGGCCCGGUAUCUCUACCACCAAACUAUGCAUUUCUUGCCAAACGGAGUCUCCAAAGUGACUAUUUUAUAUGCAUUAUCAAAACAGGGUAGAAAUUUGGGGGCACAUAAACUUGUAAGACAUUUAUAUGAAGUUUUGCAUACAAUGCAUGUCCCCAAUAGAUUUCAAGAGGCCAUAGAUAUGGGAGAUAUUAUGGUCAGAGCUAAACCAUUCAGUGACUCUGAGGAUUUACAAUCAUUGUGUUAUCGAUGUUCUACAACUAAUCCUCUUUAUAAUAAUAAAGAUAUACUACCAUUAGUGCAAUUUGAAAUUGAAGAUAAUAGCAAUGAUAUCAAUGCCAGUAAAAUUCAACAUCAAAUUAAAUCAAAUGAUAUAACGAAUCAAAUUAGUGACAGUCAAUGGCAAGAAGAAAAUUAUGAUAACUAUCAAUCAUUAAAAUUAGACAUCAAUUAUAUGAAUUUAAAUUUAAAAUAUAGACCAAUAAGAGUGAAACAAUCAACAGUUGAAAAAAUGAAACCAACGGAAAUCAUUGUAGUUAAAUAUCGACCGCCACUGACCACUAAAUAUUACCGAAAUCUUAUGCCUGAUAUUUCUAUAACUGUUUGUCAAUUUUGCUUUAGAUUUUUUCAUUCGGACGAGUAUGAGAUGCAAGAGACGGGUCGGUGCCCUUUCUGCAGGUCCUCACAUCAACGGUCACAACAUUAA
This is a messenger RNA of Oppia nitens, 3483 nucleotides long. It is a transcript of the gene Oseg1, whose product is annotated as intraflagellar transport protein 122 homolog. Gene Ontology annotation, biological process: intraciliary retrograde transport; protein localization to cilium; non-motile cilium assembly. Bases 1 to 3483 code for a protein of 1160 amino acids. Gene Ontology annotation, molecular function: protein binding. NCBI's taxonomy places the organism in Eukaryota, Metazoa, Arthropoda, Arachnida, Sarcoptiformes, Oppiidae. Gene Ontology annotation, cellular component: non-motile cilium; intraciliary transport particle A. The transcript has 20 exons. The record is from RefSeq and is a predicted model, not a curated record.